AUGACUCCUACAGAUGCUGCCUCUAUAGUCAGAAAAACAGCCAUAAUUGACAGAGAACUCCUGCGUCUUCUCGUUGAUGUGGCUGCAUUACAGGAAACUCGCCUCUCUGGGGAAGGCAGCCUGCGUGAAGAUAAUUACACUUUUUUCUGGAAAGUGCGAAACAGUCUUCUCAGCUGCUGCGAACAACCAAAAUCUAUGUCUGAACAAUUAACAACUUUGAGAUUAAAGACAACAUCAGGCCCCGUCACAUUAAUCUCUGCAUAUGCUCCCACUAAGAUAGCGCCACCUGAAGUCAAAGACAUGUUCUAUGAUGACAUGCGGAAAUGGCUGGAGAAUGUUCGUGGAUCAGAUAAACUCAUGUUACUGGGAGACUUUAAUGCCAGGGUUGGGAACAAAAGGAACAACUGGACCGACUGCAUUGGCCCAUACGGCAUUGGAAAUAUGAAUGAGAAUGGUCAGCGACUGCUGGAACUUUGCACCUCUCUUUCUCCCUGCAUCACUAACACUUACUUCCAGAACAUAGACGUGCACAAAGUAACAUGGAAACACCCACGUUCAGACCAUUGGCAUCAGCUCGACUUCUUCAUAACCAGAAGAAGAGACCUACGUCAUGACCUUAAUUCCCGUACAUAUCACAGUGCUGACUGUGAUACUGAUCACUCUUUAGUUAUGACUAAAUCACAGUUCACACCAAAGAAGAUUCACUCAGCUGAGAGCGUUUGUCAAAGAGUGAAGAUCAACACCAAAGCCAUUCAAGAUGAUGCGCUAUACAAAAAGUUUAAUGAAGAAAUUGAGAUGAAACUGAAUCCUGAGCAAUUCAUAACUGCACAUAGUGCCAAAAAUAUGUGGCAUCUAGCUAAAUAA
Molecule: messenger RNA, 864 nt
Organism: Schistocerca gregaria
Lineage: Eukaryota; Metazoa; Arthropoda; Insecta; Orthoptera; Acrididae
Product: craniofacial development protein 2-like
Exons: 2
Coding region: 1-864 (287 amino acids)
Biological process (GO): chromatin remodeling
Cellular component (GO): nucleus
Source: RefSeq, a predicted model, not a curated record